This is a messenger RNA of Fraxinus pennsylvanica, 1320 nucleotides long. The record is from the annotation of a GenBank genome assembly. NCBI's taxonomy places the organism in Eukaryota, Viridiplantae, Streptophyta, Magnoliopsida, Lamiales, Oleaceae.
AUGGCGGCGGCAAAGGCGAAGAAGGUGAUGGAAUGUUUGGGAAGAGGUAUUCGGUCUUGGAUUGACCGAAUGUUGGUGGCGAAACUGUGGGAUAUGGAUUGUGAUGCAGCGAAUGGUAGUGGUGUGAUAGCAAUGGCGUUGGAUUUGAGUUGGGGUAUUGUCGUUUGGGGUUGGAUGAUAACAGUAAAGGAAACAAACCGGAAGAGCAGCAGCCGACCAAAUUACUCGGUGAACGUUAAAAUGGUAAUGAGAAGAGUGGAUCUGCGGUCCGACACUGUCACUAAACCAACUGAAACCAUGCGGGCAGCAAUGGCGAGUGCUGAAGUUGAUGAUGAUGUAUUGGGUUACGACCCAACUGCCGCUCGCCUUGAAAUGGAGAUGGCAAGGAUCAUGGGCAAGGAAGCAGCACUAUUUGUCCCUUCAGGCACAAUGGCUAACCUGAUUUGUGUGCUAACUCACUGUCAAAUUCGGGGAAGUGAAGUCAUUCUGGGUGACUAUUCUCAUAUCCACAUUUAUGAAAAUGGAGGCAUUUCCACAAUUGGAGGCGUUCAUCCGAGGACAGUGAAGAAUAAUGAAGAUGGGACAAUGGAUAUUGAUCUAAUUGAGGCUGCAAUAAGAGAUCCUGCAUUUGAGAUCUGUUAUCCAACUACUAGGCUCAUCUGCUUGGAGAAUUCACAUGCACACUCCGGUGGGAGAUGUCUUUCUGUAGAGUACACGGACAAAGUUGGAGACCUAGCAAAGAAGCAUGGUUUGAAGCUUCACAUUGAUGGGGCGCGUAUUUUUAAUGCAUCAGUUGCACUUGGAGUUCCUGUUCACAGGCUUGUGCAGGCAGCUGAUUCAGUAACGGCUUGUUUAUCAAAAGGUCUUGGUGCUCCAGUUGGAACUGUGAUCGCAGGCUCAAGAAGCUUUAUUGCCAAGGCGAAGAUUCUUAGGAAGACUUUAGGCGGUGGAAUGAGACAGGUUGGCAUACUAUGCGCUGCUGCUACAGUUGCAUUGGAAGAAAAUGUUAGUAAACUUGAAGGCGAUCAUAAAAAGGCUAAGAUUUUGGCAGAGGGACUGAACGAAAUCAAAGGACUUAAAGUUGAUAUGGCUUCCGUGGAGACCAACAUUGUGUAUUUUGACAUUCUUGAGGGCUCAAAUAUCACUGAAACUCACUUAUGCAAGGUUCUAGAAGCACAUGGUGUACUAACAUUGCCAGAAGGGCCAUUCAAACUUAGACUUGUCGUUCACCACCAGAUCUCGGAAAGCGAUGUGCAGUACACAUUGUCUUGCAUUCAGAAAGCUGUAACUGGGUUUGUUGAUGAGAAUCGUGGCAAGUGA